This is a messenger RNA of Didymodactylos carnosus, 4544 nucleotides long. Lineage: Eukaryota; Metazoa; Rotifera; Eurotatoria; Philodinida; Philodinidae. The record is from the annotation of a GenBank genome assembly.
AUGAAUCGACAACAGCACGAACAACAACAACAACAACAACAACGAUUGAACUCGUUACUAGAACAGUUGACACUACCUGAUACUGAUAAAAUUAAACAUGCCACAAAAGAACUUCAAUCAUUAUCAUUAACAAAUGAAUUUUUAUUAAAUUUAUUUCAUAUUCUUCGUUCUGAACACAAUGAACAAAUACGAAUAUUAGCAUCUACUUUAUUACGUCGUAAAUUAAAAUCAUCAUUAUCUACUGUUUCAUUAGAAAUACGUCAAACAUUAAAACAAUUACUGUUAGAACAUGUACAACAUGAACAAAAUGAACGUAUUAAAAAAUCUUUAUUUGAAUUAAUUGGUACAAUAGCUGAAGAAGAUUUAAAUGUUAAAAAAAAAAAGAAACAUACACAAACAUCAAAAUGGGAUGAAUUAUUACAAUUAGCUGGUACACUUGUUCAAUCAUCCGAUAUAAAACAAGUUGAAUUAGGAUUAUGUCUGUUUGCCACAUUAGCUUUAUUUUGUGGUGAAUUUUUAUGUCAACAUUGGCCCGGUGUCUUUAAUCUUGUUACUAAUAUGUUGAAAAAUCGUUCAUCAACCGUCAUUUGUGAACAAUCAUUAAUAAUAUUAACUAAUUUAGUUAAACAUUUACAUCAGAAACAACAUGUUCAAACAGUUAUUGAUCUUGUACCAGUAGCCACUGAUACUAUUCAAUAUUUAUUUACAACUUUAAAGAAAGAAAAUGCUACAAAUUUAUUUGAUCUUUAUGAGGCAUUACUCGAUUGUGAAUUACCUGUUAUUGGUCCACAUUUAAUAAAUAUUAUGAAUCUUUGUUUACAAAUAGCUGGUAGCAAUGAUGUUUUAGAGUCUGUUCGUUAUAAUAGUUUACAUCUUCUUGCUGAAAUAUGUCGUCAAAAAAAAAAGACAUUAUUAAAACAUGAACAUUUAUUUGCACCAAUAAUAAACACAUUAUUAAAAAUUAUGUGUUCAACACAAAUGGAUAGUUUAACAGAGUAUAAUAAUAUCGAUGAACAAGACGAUAAUGAACCUGUUGUCGUAUCAGGAGCGAAUCAUGUUCUUGAAGCAAUGAGUUAUAAUUUACCAGCAGAUAAAUUUGUGCCCAUUGUUAUUUCACAAGUUGAACCAAUGUUAAAAAGUUCUGAACCAAAUGAACGAAAAUCAGCUUAUUAUGUUCUUUCUGGUAUUAUUGAUGGAUGCUGUGAUUAUAUCAACAACAACUAUUUGGAACCUUAUAUGACAGCAUUGAAAGUGGGUCUUGAAGAUGUAUCUCAAGAAGUGUCUAGUGCGGCAUUAUUGGCGUUAGGUGAAACAUUUAGUGUUAUGGAGGGUGAAAUUACAAAACAUUGUCAAACACUUUUGCCUAUUCUAAUGAAAUUAAUGUUAAAACAAGAAAACAUAGAUAAACAUAAUUUAAAAGUGAUUCGAAUUUAUUAUGCUGUCGAAGAACUUGUUGGAAUUCUUGACGAAGAACAUGAAACGUCAUUAGUUGAGUUAAUGCAAGUUUUGUUUCAUGUUUAUUCCAUAACGAAAAAUCAAAAAAUUAAAGAACUUGUUUUAUCUGUUUAUCCAUCAAUUGGUGUUGUAUUCAAACAAAAAUUUGUGCCAUAUUUUGAUGUUGUUCUUCAACAGCUAAUACCGAAUUUAAAUCAGAAACCAACUGAUGAGACAAUGUCCAUGUUCUCAUCAUCAUUGAAUACGUUAGCUUCGUUAUGCCGUUCUGUUGGUACUGAUCAUUGUAAAGCUUUAAUAUUUCAAGCUCUCGAUUUUUCAUUAAAUCUCUUUCAUGAGAUUGAUGAGCCUGAAUUUCGUGCUGCUGUGUUUUCUUUGUGUGGUGCUGCUAGUCAUCUGUUGAAAAGUGAUUUAAAUUCUGCUUAUGUAAGCAAAAUUAUCAAAUUUUUGCUCGAAUCAAUCAAAUCAACAGAAUGGAUUGAAGAUUCAUCUAAAACUGAAAAGCGUCAGUUAGAAUGGGACGUCGAGUUAGAAGAAGUAGAUAUUGAUAAUGGAACAACAAAUGGUGUUGGCGAUUCUGAUAACGAUGAUGAUGAUGAUGAUGAUGAUGACGAACGUUUAUCAGUGGAGAAUGUUGCCGUUGAGGAGAAGGCAUCUGCAAUUGAAGCAUUAGGUGAUUUAGCUGAAAAUUGCCCGAUUGCAUUUUGGCCUUAUUUAAACGAGAGUUGUCAAGAAGUAAAAUCAAUGAUCGAUUUUCCAAAUAUUCAUUGUUCUCAAAAUGCAAUGAUGGCUAUUGGUCAAAUUAUAUGUUCAGUACAUAAAAUGAUAUUAAGUCAUGAUGAAAAAAAGAUUUUAGAAGAUAAAUUAGAUGAACUGUUAAAUGAAUAUAUUCCAUGUUUAUGUAUAACAGUUGAUACAACGCGAAGUCGUACACUCGCUCAAGUAGCACUUGACACAAUUAAAACUAUAUUUGAAGAAUUAAAAGCAUACAUGUUAAAACAUGAAGGAUUAUUAGAGAAAGCAGCACGCUGUACACAAAAUGUUUUAUCCUACAAAACUACUUGUCAAAAAGAAGAUAACGAUGAGGAUGAAUCUGAUGGAAAAAAUGAUGCUGAGUAUGAUGCCAUGUUAAUUGAAACGGGUGGAGAUUUGUUGCCAGCAAUAACUGCUAUUGCAUGUCAGGGAAAACUUCCGUUUUUUCCACAGUAUUUAGCUACAGUUAUUCCUAAACUACAACGACGUUUAAAACAACAUUCAGCCGUUUCCGAACGUUCAUUUGUCAUUGGAGUAUUGGCUGAAACAGUUCAAAAUAUGACAGAAGAUGUUGUACGUCCAUAUAUACAGUCACUUUAUCACAUGUUUUAUGAAUAUCUUCCUGAUCAAGAUUCAGAAGUUCGAACAAAUUCUGUAUUUGGUAUGGGUGUGUUAUGUUUAACUGCUAAACAACAACUUUUUCCACAAUAUGAAACAAUCUUAAAUCGUUUAUCAUCUUUAUUGAUUAAUGAAAAAAAUUUACGUGCCAUUGAUAAUAUCUGUAGUUGUCUUUGUCGAAUGAUGUUAGUUUCAACUAGUCAUGUGCCAUUGAAUGCAGUAUUACCUGUCCUAUUUCAAUAUUUACCUAUUCGUGAAGAUUAUGCUGAAGUUGGUUCAAUAUUUUUAUGUUUAACCCUGUUAUAUCAGCAGCACUUUAAUCAAAUUGAACUUUAUCUACCAAAAUCAAUUGAAAUGGCUGCCAAUGUUAUCGAUGAUAGUCGCUUGAAUUCUGAUACUGUUCAAGUUGUUCGCGAAUAUCUUCGCGCAAUACAUCUAUCACAUACAGCUGCAUUCGUUCAAGUUGUCAAUCAUUUAGAUGAAAAUUUAAAAGGAAAAUUAUCAAAACAUUUGUCAGUGUAGUUUUUAUUCUUUAAUGAUAAAUUGUUUUUUUAUUGUUAUGCACUAUGUAAUUGUGUAUUUUUUAUUGUUUUUUAUUUUUCAUCAAAAAAGAGAGUACACUUACAUGAUGAAUAAAAGGUAAAACGAACAUAUCAGAUAAAAAUGAUUAAAAUUGUCAUUAAACACACUUUAUAAAAGUACAGUAUUGAAAUAAAGAUAUAUAUAUCAAAAUUGAAUGCAUUAUUGAGUUUUAUGUAUUAACAGUCUUAUGAGUAGAGUAAUUUCCUGUCUGUAAAUGAUAAAAUAGUUAACAAUUUUUUUACAAUGAAUGAAAAUUUAAAACAAACUAGUUAAAUAUUUGAAAAAAAAGUAAAAUGUGUAGGAUAAUCAAUAACGUUUACUUUUUUUACUCAUGACGGAUGGCAUCUCUCUCAAGUAUGUUUUAAAACAGUAUCUAAGCAUUUCUUCUUAUCAAGAAUAAGUGUAUAUAUUUUCAUAUUGAUUAAGUUCCGUUAGUUCUCUGUGUAUUACAUCAUACAAUGUGUGUGCAAGUUCUGUUAACAUUUACUGAUAUGACAUUUCUAAAAAAACAGAAUUCUAGAAAAGCAAGUUCGCCAGUUCAAUGAGAAAUUUAUUCGUGUAGAGAAAAAUUUUCUAGAUAAUGAGAUCACUCGGAGCACUACAUAACAUUCUACAUUAAAUUGCAUUCAUUUUAAGAAAAGUUCCAGCCCGUCAAAAUCAACAGAAAACCAACACCAAACACUGUCAUUGGAACCGUUCGUAAAAUGAAUGUUAUUUAACGUAAGAAUGUCAUGUAGUGCUUCGAGUGGUCCCAUUUUGCCUAGAAAAUUUCUCUCUACACGAAUAAGUUUCUCAUUGAACCGGCGAAUUUGCUUUUAUAGAAUUCUGUUUUUUCCCAUAUCAGUAAAUGUACACAUCGCUUAAACUUAGAAACUCUUCUAGUUAUUGAAUCAACUGAUUAUUCCAAUUGAGCAAAAAACGGUAAAAAUAAAACAUUUUUAUAAUUUUGGACAUAUUUGAGUGAAUCGUAUAUUAAUUGUACAAUUGGUUGUUUAGUACCGUUUCUGCUAUAAAUCCGUAGUGGUUUGUUGUAUGCCUAAAAUUUUUUUUUUAUUUAAUUCAUCUCAUCAUCUCUCACUAUCGAUAAAAUUUUGAGCAUUCUAUGUGUUCAGAUGAGUGAGAUACACGCAUGAAAAAGC